Molecule: messenger RNA, 1604 nt
Organism: Alnus glutinosa
Lineage: Eukaryota; Viridiplantae; Streptophyta; Magnoliopsida; Fagales; Betulaceae
Exons: 1
Coding region: 241-1287 (348 amino acids)
Source: RefSeq, a predicted model, not a curated record
CCGAAAAGGAGUGCUAGAAAAAUGAAAAGAAACAGAUGGUAAAGAGAGGACACAGUGACAGUUCAUACAUAACAAAUUAACAUAAAGGCAAAAAGCAAACUAUGAAAGCUGUCAGUCUCCCUCCUUUCUUUUAAAAACCAUCCAGAACACACUACUCCUCCAUAUGCAGUUCAUCGAAACAGGUGAAAAAAAAAAAAACACACAAAAAAGAAGGGAAAUUUGAAGAAACGACAAGCUGCCAUGAAGGGAAGAGAGGCCAAAGCAGCUCCUUCAGCAGAUUUGCUAGUGUGUUUUCCUUCUCGAGCCCACCUAACCCUAAUGCCGAAGCCCAUAUGCAGCCCAGCAAGGCCUUCGGAACAGAACAAGCGCCACCACCACCACCACCACCACAAGAAACCGAGCAGCAGAGGUGGAGGAGGAGGCCAAGCCAGCCCUCUGCUAUGGGCCAAAACCAAGCCAAUGGGGUCGGAGAUCAGCGAGCCGACCUCCCCGAAAGUCACCUGCGCCGGGCAGAUCAAGGUCAGGCCCAAGACCAGUUCGUGCAAGAGCUGGCAAUCGGUCAUGGAAGAAAUUGAAAGACUUCACAACAGCAGAAAACCCAAGAAAAGACCCGGUUGGGCUGAAGCUCUCGGGUUGAAGAAAGAUAUAAUGCAGUUCUUGACGUGUUUACGAAGCAUCCGCUUUGAUUUUCGGUGCUUUGGGGCCUUUCCUGCGUCGUCGGAUAUCACUACUGAUGAUGAAGAUGAAGAGGACGAAUUAGAUCAAGAAUGUCGAGAAAAUCGUGCGGGCGCUGAGGGAAUUAGUGAUGGAAAUGGAACUAAUUCAAGAACUGUCUUCUCCAAGUGGUUUAUGGUUUUACAGGAGAAUCAAAACAAUAAGUUGUGUAGAGAAGAUAAGACAGAGAGAGACAGAGCAGGUGAUAAUUACGAACCUAUUGCCGCACCUGCCGCUCCUCCCCCAAAUGCUCUGUUGCUUAUGCGCUGUAGAUCUGCUCCCGCAAAAGGCUGGUUGGAAGAGAAAAAGGAAAAACAAGAAGAAGAAGAAGAAGAAGAAGAGGAGGAGGAAGAAGCUGAGGAUGAACAUGAAAUAGCUAGAGAAAAAGAACAGAGAAAAGCAAAGAGUUUGAAGUCUUUAAUGGAUGAAGAGAAGAGAAAAACAAAAGAGAACAUGGUUGUGAUGAAAUAUGACACUGAUUUCUACAAAAUUUCAUCUGAUAUUGCAAAGGAGACAUGGGUUGCUGGUGGAAUGAGAGAUCCAUUCUCAAGGAGUCGAAGCUGGAAAAGAUGAUGAUCAUGAUGAUGAUGAUCUUGGUGACUUACUGGCUAUCCUAUUUUUAUUUUUAUUUUUUCAGCAAGAUUUUCUUUUUAUCCUUUUCAAUAUUAAUUUUUCUGUUGUUUGUUCUUCUAAAUUUUUCCGUCCGAGAUCAAAGUGGGCAAUCCCAUUUGUUGUCUUUAUUCCUGCUGGGAUUUGAAAGUUGUAUUAGAUUUGUACAGCUUUUCCACCCUUUUCAUUGGAAAGAUUUGCUGCCAUAUGUGUAUAUAUAUAUAUAUAUAUAUGUCCACCUUGUUUUAAUUUUGAUUAUAAAGAUCCUAAUUUUUUGUUAA